Morus notabilis is the source of this 1485-nucleotide messenger RNA. Its product is annotated as probable glycosyltransferase At5g03795. Bases 13 to 1266 code for a protein of 417 amino acids. The record is from RefSeq and is a predicted model, not a curated record. NCBI's taxonomy places the organism in Eukaryota, Viridiplantae, Streptophyta, Magnoliopsida, Rosales, Moraceae. Gene Ontology annotation, molecular function: glycosyltransferase activity. The transcript is spliced from 3 exons.
UCAAUUAGUGGCAUGAAUGUGAAUUCAACAACAAAAAGAAUAUUUGGAAAAACAAGAUUGAGUAGCAGCCUUGAUAAAUUGGAAGCCAGGUUGAGCAGAGUUCGGGCUUCCAUAAGAAGAGAAGCUGCUCUUGUUAAGAACAUCAAUAUUUCGACAUCCAAUUCCUCCACUCUGAAUUAUCAUUUAGAUGAUGUUCACCAUGUUCCUCGAGGUCGGGCAUACAGGAACCCAAAUGUUUUCCACAGGAGUUACUUGGAGAUGGAGAAGCGGAUGAAGAUAUAUGUAUAUGAAGAAGGAGACGUUCCAAUAUUCCAUGGGGGACCAUCAAGAAGCAUAUAUGGAACAGAAGGGAGAUUUAUUUAUGAGAUGGAAAAGGGAACAUUGUUUCGCACAACUGACCCAAACAGGGCUAUUGUUUAUUUCAUGCCUUUCAGUGUGGUGAGAAUGGUUCGUUAUAUUUCCCGCAACCACAAAGCCAUGGGACGUGUAAUCAAAGACUACAUCAACCUCAUCUCCCGUACAUAUCCCUUCUGGAAUCGAACUCUUGGUCCCGACCAUUUUAUGCUCUCCUGCCAUGAUUUGGGGCCAAUAGCAUCAUCUUUUGAGCCUCAUUUAUUCCAAAACUCCAUCAGAGUUUUGUGCAAUGCAAACACUUCAGAAGGGUUUAAGCCUUAUAAAGAUGCAUCUUUCCCAGAAAUCAAUUUGCGGACAGGGCAGCUCAUGGGGGUUGGAGGGCUCUCUCCUUCGUCUCGGUCCAUUCUCGCAUUCUUUGCAGGCGGUCUGCAUGGCCACAUCAGGUACUUGCUUCUAAACCAAUGGAAAAACAAGGACCCCGACAUCCAAGUCCACGAACAAUUUCCAAAAGGAGUGUCCUACCAAGACAUGAUGAGAAAGAGCAAGUUCUGCCUCUGUCCCAGCGGCUAUGAAGUGGCCAGCCCACGAGUGGCGGAGGCUAUAUAUGCUGAAUGCGUGCCAGUGUUGAUCUCCGAUGGUUACAUCCCGCCCUUCAGCGAUGUAUUAGAUUGGAGUUCGUUUUCUGUGGAGAUUAAGGUGAAAGACAUACCAAAGAUUAAGGAGAUAUUGAUGGGGAUUUCAACGCAGCAAUACUUGAGAAUGCAAAAGAGAGUGAAGCAGGUGCAGAGGCAUUUUGUGGUAAAUGCACCUCCUAAGAGAUAUGAUUUUUACCAUAUGAUUAUUCACUCCAUUUGGCUCCGCAGGCUAAACAUUCAAGCUCAAAAUCACAAUGAGAUUGAGAUUCAUUCCUGAGUCCUAAGCCUAGCCGUGACCAAAGUAACCCUUUCAUACAUUUGCUAUAAUAGUCUUGUGACCUGUAGCGAGCUAGCUAUAUGUACAACAUAAUACUUGAUGAGUUUUAUUCAAAAAGAAACUAUUACACUUUCCUUUUAAAACAAAAGACAAUAUUGUAGAACACUUGUACCAAAUCUGCAAAAUAUAUACAUAUCUGUGAAUAAUGUCUCUUUUAAU